Molecule: messenger RNA, 2145 nt
Organism: Cladocopium goreaui
Lineage: Eukaryota; Dinophyceae; Suessiales; Symbiodiniaceae
Source: the annotation of a GenBank genome assembly
AUGGCGUCUGCCGCGUUGGAUUCGGCCUUUUCGGCCAUCGAUGCCAACAAUGACGGCGUCAUCACCCGCGAGGAAUUCAUGGCGGCGCAACGGGGUGGCAUCGUCACUGCCCAUCCGGGACGGCCUCCCCUGCCUGGACGGCCGCCCGCGGGGGCUGUUGGUGUGUACAUGCCACCCAUGGGCACCCAGCCGGCCAUGGCCCCAUCCGAACCCAUGGCCCCAUCGGAGCCCAUCACGGAGCCAAUGGCGAUUCCAGGAGGUACGGCGAGAUCGGUGUCGCAGCCUGGCGCCUUGCCACCGGUGACCUAUACAGCGCCACCAGUCACACAGGUGGCACCACCGGUGGUGACGCAGGUGGCACCACCGGUGGUGACACAGGUAGCACCACCCGUGGUGACACAGGUGACACAGGCAGCACCCAGACAGAUGUCCGGGCCUGUCACAAAGGUGGUCACAGCACCACCUGUGACGAAAGUGCCAUCCAUGGGAUCACCCAAGAGGAAGUUGGAGUAUCACACCAUCCUUCGUGAACAAGCGACCAUAGAGGAGGUUGAGAAGGCUGUGGAAGUACCACGUGUGGAAGUUGUGGAAAAGGUGGAAGAAGUGCCCAUCACUUUGAUCCACGAAAGCUUGGUGGAAGUCCCCCAGCUCUUGCAGGAUGAGAUCAUCCGAGAAGUUCCUCUGCCACAGUACCAGGAGGUGGUAAAGGAGAUCGAGCUGCCACAGUUCGAAGCCAGGGAAAGGAUCAUCGAGGUGCCCAUGAGUUUGAUCGAAGAGACGUAUGUCGAGGUCCCACGGGUGCAGCGACUGGAAGUCAUCAAGCAGGUGCCCAAAGCGAUGGCGCGGAAGAUGCCGAAGCACGUGGAGAAACCGGUGAUCCAGGUGCGUGAGCGGCAGAUGCCAGUCACCACAGCCACGGUGAAGGAGGAGAUGGUGGAAGUGCCCAAGGUUGAGGUGGUUGAGAUGGUGCGAGAGGCAGCUGUGAUGGAGGUGCAGAAUGUGGAGAAACUCGUGGAGAGAAUCGAAGUCGAGCUGGUGACCAAAGAGGUGCCGGUGGUCCUGCAGGCGAUCCAUGACAAUAUCGUGGAGGUGCCACAGGUGGAAUACAUCGAAGUCGUGAAGGAAAUUCCCAAAGUGGAAGUUCGCUACGUGGAAAAGACCGUGGAGGUGCCGAAGAUUGAGUAUGUUGACCGCAUUGUCGAAGUGCCUCAGAUCACCUACGAGGAAAGGAUCGUGGAGGUGGUCCAGCGAGAGGUCAGAGAGAUCAUCAAACAGGUUCCCAAGCCUGUGGUGCAGUAUGUGGACAAGAAGGUCCCAAAGCACAUCUACAACUACUAUGACAAUGUGCAGGAAAAGCUUGCUGUGCUUAAACAAGAGGUACCGGUGGAGGUGCCGGAGGUGCACGCAGUUGAGCUGCUCACAGAGCUACCGAAGCCGCAAUACGAAAAGGUGCCGAAGGAGAUUCCCUUGUAUCAGAUCGAAGUUGUAGAGCGGAUUGAAUCGACGCCGGUGGUGCUGAAGGAGGAACGUGCCGUUCCAGUUGAUCAAGUGGAGAAUCUGCAGGUGAUGCGACAGGUGGUGAAACCCGUGGUGGAGUAUGUGGAGAAGACAGUGCCCAAGGUGGAGACUCAGGCUGUGGAGAAAGAGGUGGAGGUGCCCAUGGUCCUUCGCCAGGAAGUCAUCGUCGAGACGCCACAACUGGUGGUUGCUGAGGUCAUCCGGGAGAUGCCACAGGAGAUGACGCAACAGGUGGUGAAGGAGGUCCCCAAGUUCCAGAUGGAAUAUGUCAACAAAGUUCUGGAGGUCAAGCCCGCUCGAUAUGAGGCUGGGAUGAUGUCCGCACCACUCACACUUGGCAGUUCCGUUGCCAGUGGCUCGCGCUAUAUGGAGCCUGGCCCGGUGUACCAGCCCAGCGCUGGCCGAGCAGUGAGCUAUGGCGCUCAGAGCAUGGGCUCUUCGAUGAUGGGUGGCCUGUUGGGCAGCGCCACCUCAACGCUCCAAGUGCCUCUGCAAGGGUCAGCAUCGUCCUUCAGAGGGGAGCACGAUGUCGGGAGAUCCAUGGGGUCUGUGGAUGCCUUCAGCGCUCUGGACACUAACGGGGAUGGUCUGAUUUCAAGACAGGAAUGGGAAGCCGCCAAAGGAUGA